AUGCCACGACCACGAGGACGUCCUAGGGGACGAGGGAGAGGCGCAUUGGUGGGAAGUGCACGGGCGAGAGGUACGGGAAGGGGCAGGGGUAGGGGAAGAGGGCGUGGAAGAGGGUCAAGAGGUGGGAUUACCAUUCGCCUUCCAAAAAGAGGCGACGAUGAUGACGACGAGGCUGGAGGUGUUGAAGGUGAGGAUCCCGUGGAGGGCCCGCUCGGGGAGGAAGAGACAAUUAUGGGGGGAGGCAAGCCGUUUAGGAAGAUACAGGGCAAGGUGUAUAUCUUGGAUGGGGACGAGUAUAUCAUCGAGGACGAUCCAAAAGGAGACACAAAGAUUGACCAGUUCGGGAAUCUGCUUGGAGGACGCAAGUUCAAGGCACAGACAUUCACGCUUCCACGGCGAACGCCUGAGCGGGUGUACAUGCUUGCCAUUGACGCGGCUCGGACAUCUGGCUUCCGGGACUCGUUGUACUACUUCCGACGAAAUCCCCUCGCGUUCAAACUGAACGCGACGCAGCCAGAGAAAGACUACCUCAUCUCAAUUGGCAAGCUCGGGUCGCACCUUCGCACGCGCAGCGUCACGCUCGUCACUGCCCGCAGCGCAUUCAAGCUUCAUGGUGCGAAGACGAUCCUUGAUGGUAAGUGGGUAGUGGACGACUACUACGAGGACAAAGUCCUCGCCGAGAUCACUGCCAAGGGUCUCAAAGCGGGAGAUCCGGUCGGCGAGCUCGCAGACCCAAAUGCGCCCACAGCGCAUGCUACCGCAUCUGCCCUUGAUGCGUCUGGCGCGUCAGGUGCUGGUGGCGGGGGCAAGGGCGAGCGCGGGAGCGGCCUCGGGCUGUACCGUUCUGGCGGGCCAACCACCAUUUUCGGUGGUGCGGGCUGGGGGCCGUAUAGCGACGGGCCUUUGAAUGCGGUCCGCAAAUCGCUUCUGAACAGGGAGGGAUUGGAUGAGGAGAAUUGGAUGCUGGUGGCUGCGCAGAGGACUGCAGAGGCGAAUGCGUCUUGGGCGCGGCUGAGGAGAAAGAGUCUGAAACCAUGUGGCGGAGUGCUUGGCGUGAGUAUAGAAAAGGGUAGUGGGUUGGAUGCAAUAGAGGAGGAAGAAGAGGAGGGACCAGAGAGGAAAAAGAGGAAGAAAGUGAGGACAUUGGAGGAUACGAUGCCGCUUGGGGUGUACGAACCGCACGCAGGCGUUGUGCUCUACCGCACGGACACGCAGCCAACGCGUGCGCGUUGGGAAGGCCUGCCUGACGAUACGGAGAAGAGACAAGUCUUGGGCGGUAGCAAAGCGGGAAACGGCGCAUGGGCGCUUGCAUGGGUAGAUACCGUCAUGGAGCUGCGCGCUGGCACAGGAGACAGCUCUGUUUCCGCCAUGGAAGGCUUGUAGGUGGUAAACGGAUACAUAUCAGCCCAUGCAAAGG
This is a messenger RNA of Heterobasidion irregulare TC 32-1, 1417 nucleotides long. RefSeq lists its product as uncharacterized. NCBI's taxonomy places the organism in Eukaryota, Fungi, Basidiomycota, Agaricomycetes, Russulales, Bondarzewiaceae. The coding region runs from base 1 to 1383 and encodes 460 amino acids. The record is from RefSeq and is a predicted model, not a curated record. The transcript is spliced from 4 exons.